Messenger RNA from Contarinia nasturtii (swede midge), 2524 nucleotides. RefSeq lists its product as uncharacterized. Lineage: Eukaryota; Metazoa; Arthropoda; Insecta; Diptera; Cecidomyiidae. The transcript is spliced from 7 exons. Gene Ontology annotation, cellular component: plasma membrane. The record is from RefSeq and is a predicted model, not a curated record. The coding region runs from base 998 to 2374 and encodes 458 amino acids.
AGUUGAUUUUCAAACGGCAAUCGCAACAGUAUUCAAUUUACAUCUUGAAAUCAGUGUCGAUUUUUUUUUUACUUUUCAUCGUGCAAAUAGCUUGUUAUGAUCUAUGAAGGACUAUCAGUGGUUUGGUGAACUAGAACAGAGUACAGAUAAUUAGUUCGUUGAUAGAGAAUAAAGUUUGUUUUGAAAAGGAAUAGAUUAAUAUUUUUUGUUCACAUCAUACACUAUCGACAUAGUUAGAUGAAUGGAUGGGAGAUGAUAUGUGGAUUUGGGACGUUUCAAAGCAUUGAAUCAAAUCGUGAUGAUGAUGAUAUCUCCAUUACUAAUUUAUUCUUGUAUGGACAUGAAAAGAGAGAAGGGAAAAUAUGCUAAUCGCACACUAAAAUGAAAGUAGCUGACUGUCUAUUGUAAACGUGUUGUUAUUUUUUAUAAGCAACGGAACGACUGAAAAUGUCGUUUUUCUCAAAUUGUAAACAUUCCAUUUCAGUUUUCCACUUAGAAAAGUAGGACUAGUUUCAUUUAAGCCAUCAUCAGAUAUCAUGGAUAUAGCGUGACUUUGCGUAUCAUGAGCAAGCAAGAAACGGAGACAUUGGAAAUGGCUACAGACAGACAAGUUGACCAACAAAAUGAUGUGAGUGGUGCAAUUGAUGCUCGAUAUUUGAACUGAACUAGACACAAAGGAAUUCAAUGAAAACGAAAACAUUAUAGCAAAAGUCUUUAAAAAUAGUAUCAGCCCCCGGUUUAGAUAGAUGUGUACAAAUCAUUUAGAAAACUGCAUUCAACCUUGUGCUGAAACAAAAGAGAGAAAGAAAACUGUGCUAGACAUAAAACAGAGUGCUAAACGAAUUUAUUUCAAUGUAUAGUGCAAGUAGCUAAUUAAACGUUCGAUCGUGCAAACAAUAACAAAUAUUCAACAAUACUUAACAAGUAAUCUAACCGCUAGACUUUGAGAAUAGAAAAGAGUUAGUAAGCCAAAGCAUAAAAAGAACGAAUAAUAAAAAUGUCAACAUCAACGCUGGGCGGCUUUGAACGUGAAGAACGCAAAAUUCUCUACGACGAAUAUUUAUUUCAGCGCCGUGUAUUGUUCAUAAUUACAAUAUCGAUAGUGUUCGCAGCAUUUAUAUGGACUAUUGCGAUUUGUACGGAUCAUUGGAUUCUGGUUGCCGGCGAAAAACCUAUUUUUAUACCAAUAAGUGAACGAUAUUUUCUCUCAUCACAUACGGGUCUAUGGCGCUUAUGUCGAUACGCAUUGACGCCAAUUUUGCUGACAAAUUCCACUUUACCUCAACUAUUAACAAAACUAAUUGUAACUGAUAUUAGCGAGAUUAGCCAGCUGAAAAAAGACAUUCGCAACGAAUCAUAUAUCAAAGAAUGGCAAGACCUAAACGUUCCAAUUGACAAUGUAGACCGCAUAGACAAUCGUUUCAAACAAGCACUAUUUGCAAAUUGGAUUCUCGAAACAAAUGACUUUAAUAACAUCAAAACCAGAUAUAAAAAACUUGCCAACAAUUCGAGUGUUGGUAAAGUAAAAAACGUAUCCCGUUGUGUUAUACCCAAUCACAAUUUGACAUUAGUAAAAGAGCUGUUUGGACUCACCCCCCUGAAUGUUCGAGUAAGUGCAACACGUCAAGCUUCAGUUAUUGUGCCCGGAGACUUACAAAAUGCACUCUUUGAAGAAUGGCCACAAAAAGAGAAAGUCGUUUUGUUGCUGGGCCAAUUUGCCAAGGAAAUGAAUAUAUCAGCAAAUGUCAUCUUAAAUGGCACACAACUUGUUCUACAACCAAUUGACCCACCACCAUCCAAGCGUCAACCAAGUUCGGACUAUCGAUAUGUUAAAUAUGAAAUUUGCAAGUACCACAACUUUUUUCCAUUGAUAAAUGAAACCGAAUACGACCCAUCAAUAGACGAGGUUCUACUAGGCUAUACAAACGAAACAUUUGACGAAGAAAAAUUCAAAGCACACACGCAUGCGUGGGGGUAUAUUCAAGAUCUUGUGCGGACUCAGGCAUCGUUUGCUUGUAUUUGCUUGCUUAUUAUGACAAUGGCUUUUGUAUUUUCAAUGUACACAUUUUUAAAUCCACGAUACAUGUUCAAAAGACUGGCGGCCGGCGUUCAUUUCAUAUCAGCAUCCAUAUGCUUUGUAGUGUUGCAAAUAGUAUCAGGCGUCGUUCAGUAUGAAAGAGAAAACAUGAAGUAUUUGUUUCCCACAGGAGCUGAAUACAGCUAUGGAUACGGCGUUUAUAUGGCAUGGGCUGUAUUUAUAGUAAAUGCAUCGGCGUGCUUUUUAUUCUUAUGGUAUUCAAAGAAGAGAAAAGGCAAUAAAGCUCCAACUGAAGAGCUGGCGAUGGCCGAUGAGCCCAUUGGAUUGGGGAGAUAAAGCUGGAAUUUUUCUCAUUUUGUUUUUAAAAAUAUCAUAACACCAACUCCAAAUAAAAAUCCAUUGCGAAAUGUUAUUUAUUCAUUUCACUUUUAUGCCUUCUUUAAUUACAUAUUUAAGUUUUGUUUAUUCACAACAUUGUUGAAGGAA